Molecule: messenger RNA, 3729 nt
Organism: Cannabis sativa
Lineage: Eukaryota; Viridiplantae; Streptophyta; Magnoliopsida; Rosales; Cannabaceae
Product: putative disease resistance protein RGA4
Exons: 2
Coding region: 267-3413 (1048 amino acids)
Biological process (GO): defense response to other organism
Molecular function (GO): ADP binding
Source: RefSeq, a predicted model, not a curated record
UCCCGUAAUCUUUGUGCAUAUUUUUCCUUAUAUCUCAUUUGGAACCCGUAAUCCUUUAGAAUGUGAAAAUUGCAUAUUUUUCCUUAUAUCUCAUUUGGAAUAAACCAAACAUUUACCUCCAAUUUUCAUUCCGGCCACUAGAGUUUAAUUAAUUAAUUUGAUACAACAGCUCUCUCAUAAGUUGAUAGCCCACCUCCAUUGUUUUUUAUUUCUUUACUUGGUUUCAGUAUUUUGGAUAUUGUUGGUUGGCUCCUCUGUCUGAUCUGAUGGCUCAACGAAACUCGGUGGGCGUUCUUCGUAGGAUUCAAGUACUGUUGCGGUCUUCAGAUUUUGAAGAGGUUGCAGCUACAGCUACAAUAUUCAAGCUCAGGAGCUUUCGCCGUAAGUUGUCGUGGAUAAAGGAAGAGUUAAAGAAGGUUCAAAAUUUAUUUAAUAAAGCUGAUUUGAUGAAGCAGAUUGAUGAUAGUGAUGAGUUAGACAUGGCACUUCGUGUUGUUGAUGAUUUACUGAGAGAAAUGUUGGUAGUGAGUUUGAGAAGACGCCAUAGUUUCCGUACUUUUUUCUACAUGGCCUCCAAAAUGGACCAAGUCAUUGAUAAGGUGAAACUACUGACUUCAGGUUCAUUAUCAUUACCAUCACUUCAUGAUCUUCCAAUUCCGAGUGUCGGAAAAGAUACCGGAGAUGCAGUUAGGAUGGGAAGUAGCUCUUAUGUAUUUGAUGAAAUUGUUGUGGGGAGGGUUCAUGAAAAACAACAGGUGAAAGACUUUUUGUUGAAGAAAGAUGAUGUAAAUAAUAUAUUGGUAAUUUCGAUUGUGGGUUUGGGAGGAAUAGGGAAAACAACAUUUGCUCAAAUCAUUUACAACGAUGAGAUGGUUGUAGAUCAUUUUGAUCUGAGAAUCUGGGUGUAUGUGGGUGAGGUGUUUGAUGUGAUAACAAUUAUGCAAACGAUUGUUGGAUCUAUAAAAAACUCAGGAGCAAACUCUUACCGAGAUGUCUACCAACUUGAGGUACUGCGAAAUCUUAUUUUUCAAGAAAUAAUACACAAGCGAUUUCUCCUUAUUCUUGAUGAUGUGUGGAAUCAGGAUUCUGACAAAUGGGAUGAGUUAAGAAGCAUAUUAUUUGUUGGUGGAAAUGGGAGCAGAGUUAUUGUAACUACUCGUAAUAGAAGUGUUGCAUGGAUUACAGGUGAAAAAGACCAAAUUUUUGAUUUGGGGGAGCUAGAGUACAUGGAUUCUUCUUUACUAUUCUGCCAAGUGACUACAGUAGUAGAAAGAAAUUAUGUAACUGACCCCGAAAUGAUCAAUCUUCGAGAAGAGAUUGUGAAACGCUGCAGUGGAAACCCUCUUGUCAUAAAAGUAGUAGGAAGCUUGUUGCGUUUAAAAAGUACAAAGGAAGAGUGGCAGUCAUUCUAUGAUAAGGAGUUUUCAGAUAUUAUAGAAAUUGAAGAUCAUGUUUUAGCAGCGGUUCGGGUGAGUUAUGAUCACUUGUCAUUUGCUUUGAAAGAUUGUUUUGCUUAUUGUGCUCUUUUCCCAAAAGAUUACGAAUUUGACGUAGACACACUCGUAAGUUUGUGGAUGUCGCAGGGGUUUAUUAUAGGGUCAGAUGACAAGGAACAAUAUCUUGAGAAGUUAGGCUAUGAGUAUGUGGUGGAAUUACUUGAAAGAUCUUUCUUUCGUGUAAUUCAGAGAAAUGAGUUGGGUUAUAUAACAAAAUGCAAAAUGCACAAUUUAAUGCAUGAUCUUGCCAAAAACAUAGCUGGGAAAGCUUAUGCUACUUUAAGCUUAAACCAAGGCCAAUUUGAAGGAGAACCUCUUCAUGUAUCAGUGGAUUUUCAUUUUGAUUCAUCAUGGCAGAUUUCAAUCCCAUCAUCCAAUUUGAGAGGGAUUCGGAGUCUGAUUUUGCACAGGCAAUACCCACAGGCAAUAGAAAGCAGAUCAAGUCAGUCAAUUUGUGAUGUAAUUCCGAAAUUCAAGUGGAUUGGAAUGUUGGAUUUGCAUAACACAGGGAUCAAGAUACUACCAAAAUCUAUUGGUGAGUUGAAGUUUCUGUCUUAUUUGGAUCUGUCUCAAAAUGUGAAUAUGAAGGCAUUACCAAACUCUAUUAGCAGGCUACAACUUCUGCAGACUCUGAUACUCAACCAUUGCAGUAAUCUCCGGAAGCUACCCAAAGGCAUUAUCAAGUUAUUCAAUCUUAGACAUCUUGAAAACAAGUCAUGUUAUUGUUUGACUCAGAUGCCGCGAGGACUACAUCAACUAUCAAAUCUUCGAACAUUAUCAGAAUUCGGGCUGAGUAAGGAGCCUACUGAUUUUCCCUCAAAGCCAAAGGGCAAGCUCGACGAACUAAGUAGUCUAAACUACCUGAGAGGCGAGCUCAAAAUCAAAAAUUUGACCAAUCCAAAAGAUGAUAAGACAGCAGCAGCAAACUUGAAAGAGAAAAAUGAUCUUUUAUCUUUGAUUUUGAUCUGGGAUAUUGAGGCUUCAUCAGUUCAUCAACAAGAUGAUUAUGAAAAGGCACUAGAAGAUCUUGAGCCACAUCCAAACCUGAAGAGGCUGUCUAUAUCUACCUAUGGUGGUCGCAAGUUUUCGAGUUGGCUUCCAUUGCUUAAAAAUCUUGUGAAAUUAUCACUGUCGAGAUGCAACAGAUGCCAUUACCUACCUCGGCUGGAUCAGUUGACUAAUCUUCAAGUAUUGGUAGUAGAUGAGUUGAUGAAUCUGGAAUACAUUAUGGAUGAAACACCAUCAUCAACAACAACAUGGUUUUCAUCCUUGAAAGAGCUGAGACUUACUAAUUUGCCACAACUAAAGGGAUGGUGGAAAAAGGAUGCUUCAAAAGGAGAAGGAGAAGGAGAAGAAAAAGCUACAUUUAGUUGUCUUUCUAAAUUGGUGGUUGAAGAUUGCCCCUGUCUCACUUCCAUGCCUAUGUUUCCAUGGCUAGAAGAACUGCUAGUGCUGAAAAACACAAGUUGGGAGCCAUUCAAACGAACUAUAGCAGCAAAACCAACAUCACCAGCAUCAGCAUCAUCAUCAUCAUCAAAUUUUCCUCUCUCCAAAUUAAGAGAAUUGCAUAUCAUGGAUAUGUCCAAUGGUGAUCCAAAUAUGUGGCAGUACCUUGAAAGACUCCAUUCUGUGACGUUGGAUCAUGUUACUGACAUAAAUGAUCAGCUCAAAGGACUUCGACAAGUGAGGGGCCUGCAACAACUCCAUAUAUGGCGCUGUGAUAGCUUAGUGGUAAUUCCAAACUGGAUCACCAACUCUGAUUUUCUUAGGACAUUCUCGAUCAAGCUAUGCCCCAAGUUGAUAAUACCGCGUGAGAGACUUAGCCUCAUUGCAACUUCAAAAAAGUUGGAGAUUGAGGAUUGUCCUGGAGUUUCUCACGUUGCAACCAUGCUUAAAGAUCCUCUCUACAUCCAAUAAUUCAUUCAAGCUCCCCUGUUGUUUGAGGUACUGUUGAUUGGUUCUUGGCAACUAGUACACUCAAUAAAAAGUAGCUUCAUCAUAUUAUCUUCCCCUGGUUUUAAUUAUUAAUGUUCCAUUUUUUCAUUGCUUUGUGUGGUUGAUGUUUGGUUUGUUUAUUUAUCUCUGAUGACGUUAUUGUAUUAUGAUUUCAUAGUUUGAUAUGAAUGUGUAUGAAAUUGGAUAGUGCCUUGGGGUUUUUUCAGCACAUGAUUAUUAUGUAAUGAAUAAUGAUGCUUUUUCCCCAUUGGUAACUAAGUCCAAUCUUUUGUUACAA